Messenger RNA from Linepithema humile (Argentine ant), 2387 nucleotides. Its product is annotated as sialin. The record is from RefSeq and is a predicted model, not a curated record. Gene Ontology annotation, molecular function: transmembrane transporter activity. NCBI's taxonomy places the organism in Eukaryota, Metazoa, Arthropoda, Insecta, Hymenoptera, Formicidae. Gene Ontology annotation, cellular component: membrane. Gene Ontology annotation, biological process: monoatomic anion transport; transmembrane transport.
AUGCGCUUGAAAAUAAACUUAAGGCUAAGCCAUUAUAUAGUCAAUUACUGCUGCAUUUAUUCUUAAUCUUCCCCUUUCGUAUGUAUUUAUUUUAGCUAAAAAACAUUGAGCUAAAAGUUCAUUGAUCGUGGCAUGUGAUGCAACAUAUAUUUAUCCAUCCAUUGAUAACACACUCGGAUGAAAUGAAAAUAAGAGGCAGACUCUGCACUUGCUGCAGUAGCUUCGACGCGAUGGAUGUACAGUGAAUCGAUCGUAAAAUCCGUCAUGAAUCAAGAGUGCGGUGAGCGCACACCGUUAAUUGCAUCGCGAAAAAAGCGAUGGAUGCCGAUGCGGAUAUGGAUCUGCGUGAUGAUGUUCACAGCCUGUUGGACCAGCUAUGCAUGUCGUCUGCAGAUACCGAUCCUGGUGGUGCCAAUGAUCAGGGAGCCGCCGAGGAACAUUACAAACGACGGCGUAUGCUUCGUCGAUGACGGUGCGCGUCGGCGACGCGAUGUCUUCAACUUGCUCGAUCCGGGCAGUAACCUGGAAAAUUAUAUUUUGGAGGAGCAGGACGACAAAGUUUUGCGGUCACUACACCGUCGUCAAAUUGAAGCGCGACCUCCGGAUGCUCCCAUCGAGUUGUUCAGCGGCCAGCCGUUCGACUGGACCCCGACAGUGCGCGGCCAACUGAUCGCCGCCUAUGCUUAUGGCAAUGUACCGGGCAACUUCAUCGGCGGUUGGCUGUCGCUGAGAUACGGACCACGUAGGACGGUCCUCUGGACGUCGUUGGUGGCCGCGAUAAUCUCGCUGGUGAGUCCGAUCCUUGCGCAACUACAUUGGGGUGCGUUGCUGUUCUCCCGGAUCAUCGUCGGUAUCACCGGUGGUGUGAUCUUUCCCUCGUGUCACACUAUGGUGGCCAAGUGGGCGCCGCCGCAUGAGCGGGCGCGCUUUCUCUGGUCCUUGCUGGGCGGCACUUUCGGCACAAUACUCACUUACCCGAUGAUCGCCGGUAUCGCGGAGAGCAUGAAUUGGGAAUCAGGUUGGUACAUACCGUCCAUACUGAUGUUAGUGUGGAUCGGCGUGUGGGCAAUAGUCGCCUUCGACUCACCGAACGAGCAUCCUGGCAUUACCGUCGAAGAGAAAGAAUACAUUAUAACCAUGCAAGCAGGAACGGUUCGCCCCGAAAAACCCAAGUGGGAGCAGACGCCGUGCCGGCAAAUAAUGACGUCGGUGCCGUUUCUCAGUUUAGUUACAUGCCACUUCGGGAAUCUUUUUCUGCUGUUCUUUUAUCAGAAUUCGCUGAUGCUGUACUUGACUAAAGCAUUGGGAUUCCAAUUGACGAGAGGCGGCAUUGUAGCCGGUUUACCAUGGGGAGGCAGGAUGCUAUUUGGAUUCUUCUUCAGUUGGGCAGGAGACACUAUCAAGCAGAAACAGAUUAUCAGCGUCACUCUUCUACGGAAGCUCGCAACUAUAUUUUCACAUUUUAUACCGGGUGUCUUCUUGAUAUUGGUCGGCUACGUUGGCUGUGACUUCGUACUCGCAAAUGUCUUUUUGUUCUUCGCACUGAGCUUUAACGGCGCUGCGCUUAUCUCCAAUCUGUCGAACAAUCAGGAUCUCGCACCGAACUUUGCCGGUUUCCUUUAUGGCAUCAUGAACACGGUCGGUACCAUCUCUGGUAUGAUCAUUCCGCCAAUAGUCGAAGAAGUAGCUGGUAAACAUGGGAAUCCGAUCGAUAGAUGGCAAAUACUCUUUUGGAUGGGCGCCGCGGUGUGUAUCGGAAGUAUGGUCAUAUUUUUGUUUGGUGGUAGCGGUAAUAUACAGAGUUGGAAUGAGCUUCGACCAAUCGAUGGACCAAGGGAGGAUGUGGAAGCUGGACAAACGAAAAAGGAACCUACCGAUACUACACAAACUUAAUCUGCAAUCUCAACAAAAUUCUCAAUCUAAUAACGUCGUAAGCGACAAGAUAAAGAUGAAGAUAUUAUUCUGAAUGACAUAAGAAAUUGACAUAAAAUAUCCAAAAAACUUUCUAAAAAUAAUGACGUGUUUAAAAAAGGUUUUAUUAAAGUUGAUUGUAAUAGUUAUUUUCUUGCAUCCUAAUCUUUUAGAGAUGUUUUUUUUAAGUUUAAAAAAAUUUAAAUUGUUUAAAAAAAUUUAUUUUUUAACAUUCUAUAACAUUCUAAAAGAUUAGAAUAUAAGAAAAUUAGAACCGAGUUCAAAAAAAUUCUAAAAAAUUUGAACUUAAAAAGUCUGAAAAAUUAAGAUUGUUAAAAAAUUUGACUGCAUAUCACACAUUCGUUAGUGUAGUACAAUUUUAUUCGUUAUUUAACUUCAGAAUGUCGUUGCAUUGAACUUUUUUUCAUAUGUUUGUACCUAUCAUUAUAUUGUUGAAUAAAUAUAUAUAUAAAUCA